GAAAACGCAGGUCUCCGGGACGCCUUCACCUUGACAGCGGGCGCCUGGGGCGGGCCGGGUACCUGCCCCGACCUCCGCCCCGAGGCAUGCUGGGACUUGGAGUCCGGCUCCGCGACGUCGAGGCAGGAGUGGGGUUUGGGGCUGGGUGGUGGGCUCGCUUGGCGGGUUUUAAACUGUGUCUCGGGCCACUCCGGCCACAGGGGAGCCUGUCGUCGGGAAAUCCAGUUGAUCGUAGAGGAAAGCUGGAGCUCGUUGGGAAGCGAGAGCGGGAGGUGGGGAUGAGAGGGCGUUCUGGCGGAGGAAGGAACUCGUACCUGUUUCCAAGCGGCAGGUGGGAGGCAAGGAGUGGCACGGAGGUGCCGCGGGAGACCUCUGUAUUAUUUGUUAAAGCACUCACAACAAAAUCGAGCGGAAGUGCCGGUGGUGGUGUGCAUAUCGAGCCGCGGUAUAGACAGUUUCCCCAGCUCACCAAGUCCCAGGUGAUCCAGGCCGAGAUAUUCAGUGGGACCAUGUGGUUCUGGAUUCUCUGGCGUUUUUGGCAUGACUCAGAUGCUGUGCUGGGUCACUUUGCGUAUCCAGAUCCUUCCCAGUGGACAGAUGAAGAACUGGGUAUCCUCCCUGAUGAUGAAGACUGAGCUCUCUGCAAACAGGAGCCAGGUGAGAAUUCCAACCAUUUAUGGACAUCAUAUUGUACAUGAAAGUUGUAAAAUUAAAGUGUUUUGGUCAACAGUAAG
This is a messenger RNA of Mustela erminea (ermine), 734 nucleotides long. RefSeq names its product NADH:ubiquinone oxidoreductase subunit B2 (gene NDUFB2). The record is from RefSeq and is a predicted model, not a curated record. Lineage: Eukaryota; Metazoa; Chordata; Mammalia; Carnivora; Mustelidae. The coding region runs from base 87 to 635 and encodes 182 amino acids. The transcript is spliced from 4 exons. Gene Ontology annotation, cellular component: mitochondrial inner membrane.